Messenger RNA from Candida albicans SC5314, 1518 nucleotides. RefSeq lists its product as uncharacterized. The record is from RefSeq and is a predicted model, not a curated record. The coding region runs from base 1 to 1518 and encodes 505 amino acids. The transcript has a single exon. NCBI's taxonomy places the organism in Eukaryota, Fungi, Ascomycota, Pichiomycetes, Serinales, Debaryomycetaceae.
AUGAAUAAAAAGACAUUACAAGCACAAGCUGAACUAGCUCGAGCACAACAAGCCCAAGCACAGGCACAAAUGCAAGCUCAACGAGCGGCAGCAGCUGGUCAAUUAGCCCCGGGAGGAAAUGGAGGAGGAAUCCCUCCACCCAAUGGACAAUCUCAACAUUCUGCCAAAGAAGAAACUCUUGGUGUUCAAUUACAUGAUGAAGCUGAUUUGAUUUCGUUUAGAAAUGAUGCAUUAUUCCGAUACAUAACCAAUCAUGAAUAUAUUGAAAAUGUGACGAGUAAAUUAAUUCAUACUUCAAAAAUUAUUCCUCCAAGUUUAUAUCCAAUGAUACCCAAACCUAAUACUAGUGGUGAUUAUGAGAAUUUGAAACCAGAAGAUGUAUAUUUUGGAGAUUUGUCAGCAAUGAAAUAUAUUGAAAAGAAAUUGAUAACAAAAUUAGAACAAAUGGAAAAAAAUUUGGAUCCCAAUUAUAGUAAAUAUUUAUUAAAUGAUGAAAGAUUUCAAUAUCAUCGUGAAAAGACCAAGAAAUUGGCAGAAUUACAAGAAAAUGUAACUGAUAAAGAAUCUCUAAAUACAUUAGAAUUAGAAUUGGAACAAAUUUUAAAUGAUUAUAAAACAAGAUUCAAUAAAAACUAUAAGGAAACACCUUCCAUUUAUCAAUAUUCAAUUUCAAUUGAUAAAAUUGAUCCACUGGUGGAAGUAAAUUCAGCACCUGAGAACUAUAAUCCCAAACUGAUUAAUUCAUUUAUUAAUAUAGGAGGUGAUACAAAUUCCAGCCAAAACAAUAUUAAUGGAAAUAUGCCAAGCCAAAACAAUAAUGGAGCAGUUUCGGAAAUGGGGAAUUUUAAUAAUAUUGAUAAUGGUGUUGAUGAUGAUGCUUUAGGAGGAUUCCAAUUUUCUAAUAAUAUAGAUACAUCUAAAUUUAAUGGGAUUAAUGGGAUGGCCAUAAAUCAAUUUGGUAAUAAUUUUGAAGUACCUAUGAAUAAUAAGCCCGACGCCAUUAAUAUCAACAACAACAACAAGAUAUUGAUAAAUAAAUCUGAUUCAGAUGGCAAUAUUGAGAAUAAUAAUAGUAAUAGCAGAUCCAACACGCCGUCCAAUAUUAACACCAAUAACAUUAACUCACAGGGGCCUUCUGAAAAUAUAAGUUCAAUCAACCAUAACACGUCAAAUAGUAUACCAAAUUACAGUACCAAUGGUAGUGAUAAUGAUAAUAUAGAGCAAGACGAUAUUAAUAUCGAUGAUGAGGGGGAUAAUAUAAUAAAUAAUGAUGAUGAUAAUAAUAAUAUUGCUAGCCCCAAUAGAAUUGAUAAUGAUGAAAAUGACAAUAACAAUGAUUCUAAUGGAUUAGAUAUGAAUCAAUUAUUUGAAGAUAAUGCACAUGCUGAUUUAGAUCAUCUGGAAAUGGUUAAUGAUGAUAUUGGAGAUCUUUAUAAUUUUGAAACUGGAGGUGGUGGUGAUGAUGAUGAUAAUGGAUUAAUGGAUGGAUUAGAAUUUGAACAAGAUUUUUUAAACUGA